AUGAAUUUUCUUGAAAUAAUCAAAAAUGGAAUCAUGACCAUAAAGAAAAUAGCAGUCAAUUAAGAAAUAGAUAAAAUAUGUGAUCAUAUUAUAAAUACUCUUCGAUUACAAGAUUAUCCAAAAUAUUUAGAUAAAGUUAUACUUUAAGAUGUUCAUGUAUUAAAUUUAAUAAUUAUAGAUAGAACAUUUAUAAAAUUAAUGCAAUUUUCUAAAGAAUCUUAAAAAAAUUAAUGAUAAUGAAUAAGUCUUUAAUAUUUUAUUGAAAAAUGAAGAAGAAACAUAUCGGCUAAAUAAAUGUGUAUAGGAAUUAUAACAGAACAAUUAAAAUCUGAUGAAAUAAAUUUACACUUAUGAACGAAUGUUAAAUGUUUUAAAUCAAAAUUAAGACGAUUAGAUUUAUCACUUAAAUAAGAUAAAGGUCUGGUAAGUAUAAUAAACUAAUUUAGGAGUAAAGUAUGGAAAUUGUAUAGCUUAAAAUGAAAUUAUAAGAAUAAGAAAAUGUUCUCUCAAAUCCUUCAUAAUUAAAGAAACAAAUUAAAUUAUUAGAGAGUAAAAAGAAAUGAUUGCAUAUUAUUAAUUUUAUUAUUAAAUGAUAAUUGAAAUUAAAAAAAAUGAGGAUCUUUUGGUUAUUUGUAGAAUUUGCGAGAAAAAAGUAUCAAUAACUUAAUGAAAACUUAGUUAGAUGCUCAUCUCAUUACAAAUCAUCUCACUAAUUGCUAAUAAAUUUAUGAAACAAAGAUGUUAUUAUAAGAAUUGAAUUGUUAAAUCCACAAAUUAGCAGAAUUAGCUCAAAAUAGAUUUCGUACAAUUAAUACUAAAUAUUAAAUACAUAAAGCAAAACAAACAAGAUAAAAUCUUUAUGAAAAUGGAAAGAGACAAUCAGUUUCUCUUAAUUAACUUUAAUUAGAUGGCUCUAUUAGUGAAGGUACAGGAUCAAAAACAAAUAAGGCUUCUCAUUAAAUUACAGGAAAGUCUCAUUUUGCACUUAUAGGAGCUUAAAAUAAAGUUAAAAUGCAUGCAGAAUCUGAUUAAAUAGUAGAGAUGCAAAAUAAAGAUUAAUCAAAUUAAAAAGAGUUAUUUGAAUAGGAUUAAGAAAUUAAUCUAAAUUAAAUUAAUGGAAAAAAAUGGGUUAAAAAGCAAUACAUUCAUUCUCCUUAAUAAGAAAUUCUUUAAGGUAGUUCACCUAGUUCAAAUGGUAUGGAUAGUCCAUUCUCAUUAGAGUAAGUAUUUGUGAAAUUAUUAAAAUUAGCGAUAAUAUUGACAUUCUAAAAGACUUAAGACAAUAAUUAAAUUGCCUUACUAUUAUUAUCAAGUAUACUGAAGAGACUAUUAAAAUAAAUAGUGGUACAUAAUCAAUUUAAUUUGAUCUAAAAACAUAGGUUAAUUUAUUGAAUAUAAAGAAUUCUUUAGAAAAAGAACUAUAAGACAUUGUUAAAUUAGCAUUAAAGUUGAUUGAAGUACAUAUUAAAGUAAUUAUUAUCUAUAGGAAAGAGUUUAAUACACUUAAAAAAUAUCAAGAUUAUAAAAAUUAAUAUUAGAAGAAGAUAAAUAAGAUAAUAUUAAUUCUCCUUUAGGAUAUAAAUAAAAUACAAAUACAGAAAAUAUUAGAUCUCCAAAUAGAAGUUCACUUAUAUAAAAUUGUGAGAAAUUUAAGUGGUUAAAUAAAUAAAAUGUAUAAUUAUUCAAUUAAAAUAAGAAUAAUAUUAUUAAAGAUAGUCCUUUUAAAAAAAGUUCAAGUGAUUUUGGAGAUGAAGAAAACAAUUCUUAAUCAAAUGAAAGUGAAGAAAUUAGAAAAUUAAAUAGGGGUAGUUCAGAUGAAUCCUUUGAAGUAGAUAAUUCUUCUUAAAAAUCAAAAAAUAAUAUAAUAUCAUUUAAAGCAUUAAAUUUAGAUGAUUAAAUAUAAGAAUAAUAAUUUGAUAAUGCAGAGGAGAAGGAUAAAGGAUAUUAUAGUGAUGGUGAUAUUAAAAUAAUGAAGAUAGCUAAAAAUAAAUAAUUGUAAUAAUAUAAAAAUAGAAUAUUUUAGAUUAAAUGUAACAUUAUAAGACUUUGAAUUUAUAUAAGUUUUAGGAGUUGGUGGUUUUGGAGCAGUUUGGUUGGUAAGUAAGAAAAAAACAAAAGAUUAUUAUGCAAUGAAAGUUAUAGACUGUCGUAAUAAAAAUAUGAGUGAGAUAUAAAAUUUAAGAGCUGAAAAAAAUGUUUUUGAAAUAUUAGAGGGUGACUUUGUAGUCAAAGCUUAUUAUUCAUUUAUUUAAGAUCAAUGUUUAUUAUUUUUAUUAGAAUAUAUGAUGGGUGGUGAUUUUAGUUAAGUUUUAUUUUAAUAUGGUAGAUUAUCAGAAUAAGUUGCAAAAUUCUAUUUAGCUGAAUUACUUUUGGCAAUUGAAUCAUUACAUAAAAAAGGAAUAAUUCAUAGAGAUCUUAAACCAUAGAAUAUUUUACUUGAUUCUUAAGGUCAUAUAAAAUUAGCUGAUUUUGGAUUAUCAGAGAUAGCAUUAGUAUAAAAAAUAAAAGAUGGGAAAGAUGGAAUUAAUUUAUCAAUUGACCCAGAUGUAUUACCAUAGAAUGUAUCAAAAAGACAUAUAAAAAUUAAAUGCAAUUUAGAAUUUCAUAUGUAAAAGUAUCCAAGCAAAAACAGUAUUUAAGAAAAAUCAUCUUCAGGAAAAAGAUAGAAUAGAAUAAUAGGAACUCCAGAUUACAUUCCACCUGAAGUUAUUAUUGGAUAAUCUAUAUCCAAUUUUUCAAUAGAUUGGUGGUCAUUUGGAGUAAUAAUGUAUGAAUUUUUGGUUGGAAUACCUCCAUUCAAUGACAAAAGUAUUCCUAAAGUAUUUGAAAAUAUAACAAUGAGAUCUAUAGAAUGGCCAGAAAUAGGAGAUGAUGAAGAUAUGAUUUCAAUUAAUGCAUACGAUCUAAUCAACAAAUUAUUAGAACCAAAUUAUCAUAUAAGAUUAGGUCAUAAGGGAAUUGAUGAAAUUAAGUAACACCCUUUUUUUAAGGACAUAGAUUGGGUUAAUAUAAGAAAUCUUGAAGCUCCUAUGAUUCCUAUUAGAGAUCUGGAACACUUAGAAGAAGAGUAAUGUAACAUAUUGCAAAAAUAAAAUGAAGAAAACAAAAUGAAGGAUAGAUUAUAAUCAGUUUAAUAAUCACAUGAUGGAAAAUUUGAUGAAGUUGCUAAUCUUACAAGAUUUGAUCUCUUGGCUAAAUUAAGUGAAUAGGAUGCAGAGAAUGUUAUCAAAAAAUAAUCAAAUCAAAAAACAUCAUGA
Paramecium primaurelia is the source of this 3257-nucleotide messenger RNA. Lineage: Eukaryota; Ciliophora; Oligohymenophorea; Peniculida; Parameciidae. The record is from the annotation of a GenBank genome assembly.